This is a messenger RNA of Gloeophyllum trabeum ATCC 11539, 3236 nucleotides long. RefSeq lists its product as uncharacterized. Gene Ontology annotation, biological process: nucleoside diphosphate catabolic process. Lineage: Eukaryota; Fungi; Basidiomycota; Agaricomycetes; Gloeophyllales; Gloeophyllaceae. Bases 1 to 2289 code for a protein of 762 amino acids. Gene Ontology annotation, molecular function: nucleoside diphosphate phosphatase activity. The transcript is spliced from 2 exons. The record is from RefSeq and is a predicted model, not a curated record. Gene Ontology annotation, cellular component: membrane.
AUGCCGCCGCCCACAGCCUCGGAUACGUGGCUUGCUGGCAGACGCUUUGGAGUAGUUAUUGACGCUGGCUCGUCGGGUUCGAGACUGCAGAUAUACAGCUGGCGGGAUCCGAGGCUUGUGAAGGCGGAGGAUCAUAAGGCGUACAAUGCUCUGCCAAAGAUAGAGAAGGGCACCAGAAAUGGAGAUGAGUGGGUUACGAAGGUGGAACCUGGUAUAUCCACAUUUGCAGAAAACCCAGAAGGCUUACCGGCAUAUCUUGCGCCUUUGCUUGAUCAUGCUCGUUCACAUAUACCGCCCUCGCUACAGCCGGAGACGCCCUUGUUCUUGCUAGCGACAGCGGGUAUGCGACUCUUAUCUCCCGACCAGCAAAGGGAAGUCCUCCAGGGGACGUGUCAAUUCCUGAAGUUCCAUUCCAAUUUUCGGAUUGAUGACGCUUCUCCAAUGGGACCGUGCGGCUCUAGCGUACGGAUAAUAACUGGAGAGGAGGAAGGUCUCUUUGGCUGGAUCGCAGUAAACUACCUCAUGGAUGGCUUUACUCCUCGGGACGACCACCACACCACGUAUGGAUUCCUGGACAUGGGUGGAGCUUCCACUCAGAUAGCAUUUGAGCCUAAAGCCGAGGAUCGGCACGGCGCGGAUAACUUGAUUGAUGUUCGCUUGCGUCUCGUAAACGGCAAGGAGAUCUAUCAUCAGGUAUUUGUGACCACCUGGCUUGGGUACGGGACCAACCAAGCUAGGGAACGGUAUGUGGCGCAAGCUAUAACACAAUACGAGGAUACGCUGUCCGCGCCUCCCUCCGAAGGCGCGUCCGCCGCUGGAGAGCUUAUUCCCGACCCUUGCCUUCCGAAAGACCUCCAUCUUCUUGAAUCACCCGUCCAUACGGGUGUCUCUACGGCGCACAGCCGGAAGCCGCAUACGUUACUAGGGACUGGCUCUUUUGAGCAGUGCCUGAAACAAGUAUCCCCUCUACUCAACAAGCAUGUGGACUGUGCGCGUCCUCCUUGCCUAUUCAACGGUGUUCACGUCCCGCCCAUCGACUUCUCUGCCUCCCAUUUCAUUGGGGUUUCGGAGUACUGGUAUUCUUCUGAACACGUCUUCGGCUUGGGCGGGCCGUACGACUUCGUGCAGUACGAGCGGGCCGCAUCAGAGUUUUGUGCUCGGGAUUGGACACAGAUCUUACGAGACCACGAAGCUGCGAGCUCUGAUCACGUCGAAGUCUCCCGUUUGCAAAUGCAAUGCUUCAAGGCAGCGUGGGUAGUUAAUAUGCUUCACGAAGGGAUCGGCAUGCCGCGAAUCAUCGACUCUGGCGGCAACAAUACCACCGACGGCGAUAAGGUAGCUGAACAAGCUGCCGCGAAGGGACUGGGGAAACCGAUGUUCCAGUCUGUAGACACUGUCGGUGACGUUGCGAUUAGCUGGACUCUGGGGAAGAUGGUGCUGGAGGCUAGUAAACAGGUUCCUGUGCUAGAGGCCAAUCGGAACAAGCCUCCGCUUUCGGACCCGUUGGAAGACAUACCCGAGUCCAGCAAUAUCACCAUCAAGCCGAUUCGCCCAUUCUGGCACUUGGACACGAUUGAAGAUGUACUGGCUCCCCAUCUCCCCCCGGCCUUGACGAAAGCCUCUCUCGGCUUUUCGCCGGUUGGGUGGGCGAUAUACCUUUUCGUGAUAUCGACAUUUUUAUUGGUUAUUUAUCGGCUUCGGCACCAGCUUAAAGUUUCUGCGCGCCGGAUGGUUAGAGGUCCCUUCAAGAAGGACAGGGAUUACGUAGCCGACAGCUAUGUUAUGGAGGAAGGUCAGCCGUUGUACGGAAAUGGGUUGGGGUCGCCCUCGUCGUCUCGCCCGCAAUCACCCAUCUCCGGACCUCGCGCUUGGCUUUACCCGCUGCGCAGGUUGCUCUCUUCAUCUUCAAGGACUCGGUCUGCAGCCAGCGUCAUGAACGGACAUCGUCCCAUCUUACGGCAAACGAAUGCAACGCCCCGAGUAUCGCCAAUCCAUCGGUCCUUCUCCUCCCCUGCCAUGAACGCAGGCUAUGCGAACGGGAAUGGAAACGGAUACGGCAAGCCGAGCCUGGCCAGCAUGCCACAUCCGCCCGUCUCACCCUCAUCUCAAAGUUUCUACCAGGACGAAGCCCUCUAUUCCCUAGCCAAUAGCAACAACGUAUCCUCGCUAUCGUCUCGCUCUCGCAAUUCAUCGCAGAUGAAUUUGUCGACCUUGGUGCCUAGGCCGGCCAGCUCACGGAACGCGAGUUCCCUGCAUCUUCCCAGCGGAGCAGCGUUGCAUGAAGAAUGAGCUAUGAUUGGAGCGCAUGUCUCUGGAGGCGUCACGUAUCGAAUCACGACGUUUCGCGGGACUAUGUUGCCACGAUCACCACGAGCUGAAUGACCGACGAAGUGGCGCCUUAUCUGUCGUAAGACAGAAAUAGCCAGGCUGGGUGUGUCCGCCAGAUCGCACGACACGCUCAUCCGAGUCCACGCGGUUUAUCCUCCACGAGGGAGCUAUAGCUUUAUGGCGAGCCGAAGCCCCGUACUUCCAGAGCCUGCGCCAGGGCACCAGUAGGAUGCUAAGGCGUCCGACGGGCCAUGGUUGGUUCUAAUCGGAUAGAGCGUGCCCAAAUGCUAAUGUUGAAGCAAGCAUGUGGUUGCUACGAAAGAACUCUCCGACCAUAGUGCCGUGGGAGGGAACGAGUCAAUGAGCAUCCGUCGUAGAGAAGAACAAGCGUUGUAGUAUGCGAGGAGGGGGAUUGAAAGGCGGAAUCAGAAGAGCGCAGUAGAUUUCUUAUGAAUGGGAUUGCUAGUGGACUAGGGACGAUGAACUGAUGGAUGAUGUUCGUACAAUAUACACUGCAUAAUGCUAUUGUUACCGUACUACGACAGAUUGCCAAGAUUGCGUGAACGAAGCAUGGGGUAUGCUGAUCAUGAUGAUGACUGAUAUGUUUCGCUAUCCAACGAGUGUCCUCGAGAGAAGAUAACGAGAGAAUGCUCGACCCAAAUACAGCCUCGAGAUGUUUCACUGUCAAUGCCCCUGGGAGGUUGAUCAUGCCCUCCUAGGGCGCGACCGUGUCCCUCCAGUAUUAUUACCAUUAGACUGUGGGGCCUUCUUGAGCCUCUUGGAUUUCGCCUCUCGUAACCGGAGAACAUCAUGUACCCAAUCGGUCUCUUCAGCUUUUUCCAAACCAACCUUAUACAAACGAGUCUCUUCCUCAGAGUCUUCCAGCGGUUCCAGGGUCGUUCGUUUCU